This is a messenger RNA of Esox lucius (northern pike), 2798 nucleotides long. It is a transcript of the gene trim105, whose product is annotated as tripartite motif containing 105. Lineage: Eukaryota; Metazoa; Chordata; Actinopteri; Esociformes; Esocidae. The coding region runs from base 284 to 1603 and encodes 439 amino acids. Gene Ontology annotation, molecular function: protein binding; metal ion binding. The transcript is spliced from 9 exons. The record is from RefSeq and is a predicted model, not a curated record.
UGUUCUUUCUUUCGUGCGUGCGCAACCGUGAACCUUUUUGUGUUGCUUCCUAACUUCUCGGGUGUUAGAACCUGCCAGGCACCAUCUGGGCCAAAUUUUUUGAAAGCCCUUUGUACUUGGACUCGGGCUACAGAGAUCGUAAGUCCCUCCAACUCCUUUUAUGCGCAAGUUGUAGCUUGAAAGACUUUCUCUGGCUCCCAGCCCUGCCUUCCUGUACUCUCUGCCUGUGAACGCAAGGAAGCAAUUAUUACAAGAACACUAAGGGCCCAGCUUGUCUGCAGCGAUGGCAGCGGCUGCCAACCGACAGAAACAGUUCAAUCUCACAGAAGACCUAACAUGUCCCAUCUGCUGCGACCUCUUCACGGAGCCGGUGAUGCUGGGCUGUAUGCAUCACUUUUGUAAGCGCUGCAUCAGUACCUACUGGAGAGGCCUCCAGACACCCGUGUCCUGUCCCCAGUGCCGCCAGGGGUUCACCAACAAACAGUUCCAGACCAACUAUCUGGUGACAGCCAUGGUGGAGAAGGUCCGGGCCACCACUUCGGACAGUUACAUCAAGAAUGUGGAGAAACAGCUGAAAGAGUCUUUGGAGGCCCAUAGGCAGAGAAGAGAAGAUUUCCUCACUGUUAUACGCCGAGACAAGGAAAAAAUGGACAACAUCAAGAGAACAGGUUCCGAGCUGCAGGCGCGGGUCCAAGGGGAGUUUCAGGCUUUGCACGCACUUAUUGCGGAGGAGGAGGCGUCCGUGUUGGAACAGCUGCGGAGGGAGCAGGAGGCGGCUCUGGAGCAACAGCAGCGCCACCUGGAGGCAGUCCAAGAGGCUAUCAGGCAGCUGGAGAACACCAUGAGGUUUCUGCAUGAGGCUGCUACCUGCCCGGACCACAGAGCUCUAGCGGAGCUUCCCCAGUUACGUGUUGAGUUCUUCUCCAGGGCUCCAGUUGAAGUGGCACCAGGACCGGACCUAGACCUGAAUGCGUUUAGCUCUAGAUACAUGAUGCCUUUGCAGUACAUUACCUGGAGGAAGAUGUUCAAGUCUCUGAAACCCGGUCCGGCCCCGGUGACAUUUGACCUGGACACCGCCCACCCUAGUAUCCAUGUGUCUAGGGAUCGCACCAUGGCGGUGGACUGUGACGACAUGGCACCCUACCAGCCCAACUCUAAACGCUUCCUACAGUGUGUCAAUGUCCUGGGGGCACAGGGCUUCCAGGCAGGGCGCCACUACUGGGAGGUGGGUGUGGGGAGUAAGGCUAAGUGGGACCUUGGUGUGGCACUGGACGGGGUUAACCGGCAGUCUCGGGUCAAGCUGAGUCCUGAGACUGGCUACUGGACCCUUCGGCUGAGGCACGGAGACCAGUACUCUGCCGGGACCCAGCCCUGGACACGGCUGCAGGUACGCUGCUGUCCCCAGAGGAUUGGGGUUUUCUUGGACUGUGAGGCGAGGAGGGUGUCCUUCUACAAUGCUGAUGACAUGAGUCUACUGUUCUCCUUCAGUAAUGGCCCCCGAGGCAGGGUGUUGCCCUUUUUCAGUCCCUGCAUCAGUGAUGCCAACCAGAAACCACAGCCAAUCCAGCUGCUGCACUACCCACCCCCCGGCCUGACUGAUUAGGUGUUGUCUUCCUAGUGUACAUCUGACCUGACCUCUUACACAUCCGAUUGGCUGGAGUUAGGACACACGUUCUGUCUGUAGAGUAUGUUCGUCUGACUGGCUGGAGUUAGGACACACGUUCUGUCUGUAGAGUAUGUUCGUCUGACUGGCUGGAGUUAGGUCACACGUUCUGUCUGUAGAGUAUGUUAGUCUGCUUGGCUGGAGUUCGGUCACACGUUCUGUCUGUAGAGUGUUUGUUGGACUGGCUGCUUUGCCAGUGGAGAUUUUCUUUUAUGUCAGUUUCUAAAUCACCAGAACUCCUUAUAACACAAUGGUAUUUUUCUGUGGCAAUUAAUUUCAAAGGGUUUGUAAUGGAACAGUUAUAAAUAAUAGUAAAUCAGUCAUUACAUUUACUCUAAUAAUCAGCAUGUCUUUCAUGGAGGUCGCAACACAGUGUGGUUAUAAAGGUAUAAUGGAGUGGUUAUGAAAUUGUAAUGUGCCAUAAUUGUCUUUAAAUCAUUAUUUUCUUUUUUGUUACGGAUAUAUAUUACAUUUUUUGCAUUUGCACUACUUUGGCAUUUUCUUUUAUGUUCAGUUCUGAAAUAUCUUCUGAUCAUAUUAAAUUUGUAUUAUCAGUUAUAACAUAUAUCCAGGUACUUUGCAUUUACUCUACUCAGUUAAUGCAAAGUACUCUAAAUGCAUUUACUCUGCUAUCUUGGAAUAUGGAUACUGUAAAUUUAAAUUUUGAACACUAUUGAAUCAAUAUAUAGAAAAUCUUUAAAUGAAAUGUAAGCUGCUUGAUCAAUAACCUAUGCAAAAAGAUGAUGCCAUACAAUGAUGCCAUGUAAUCAAUACAAUAGCACUCAAUGUUAUCUCAUCUGCUUAUUUUCUGAUCAAAUUAUGGUCUGUUCUGUUAUUUUCAUAGACAGAAAGCUGUACGUUUAUUGCAAGUUGUCGAUGAAAAUAAACCAAGUUUAAUGUAAUGCUUUGACAAAGACAAUUGAAAUGUGUUGGAUUGUUUUAAAUUGUCUAGAUAGCUUUCAGAUGACCCCUGUUCUUGGCAAUGGGAGUCCUCUGAUGACAAAUGUGGACGACAGAGAAGAUUGUUCAAAUACCCAACAAUAGGCCUGUAUUUUUGUCGAAUGCAGUUUGUCCCUAAAAUAGUUGCCUGGCGUUGAACUAAAAAAAUAAAUACAAUUUAUGAAUGAAGUACACA